Messenger RNA from Cryptosporidium muris RN66, 1473 nucleotides. RefSeq lists its product as uncharacterized. The transcript has a single exon. The record is from RefSeq and is a predicted model, not a curated record. The coding region runs from base 1 to 1473 and encodes 490 amino acids. Gene Ontology annotation, cellular component: dynactin complex. Lineage: Eukaryota; Apicomplexa; Conoidasida; Eucoccidiorida; Cryptosporidiidae.
AUGAACAGUGUUUUGUAUUUGGUAAAUGGUGAAUUAAGCAAUUUGGAUACAUGUUAUUAUUGUGAGUCCUGUAAUAAAAUUAUAAAUGGAGUCGAGACUAACUUAGAAAUAGAAUCUUACUACUGUCCGAAUUGCCUAGAUAAUAUCCCAUCCAGUGAAGCCUUUGAGACUAAUUUUUGUUGUUCAAGAUGUUUUGAUUGUCCUAGAUGUUCCAGUACUCUUGUAAACAUUGACAGUUCAACUAUGAUAAACAAUGAAGUUUUUAAUAAAUACCAAACUAAUCUAGUUAGACCAUUUAUGUAUUGUAGUCACUGUAAUUGGUCUUUCCCAAAUAUCAAUAAUAGCUCAGCGGAUAUUUUUGAAAAUUUAUUUAAUCUAAAGAUGGAUUUAUUUCAAUCAAAAUCUACCGAGGAUUUUGCCUCAAAACUGUCUACAUUUGGCCAAUUUGAAUUGGAUAAAACAAAGAGACAUAUAAAGUACAUAAAAAAUAGGAUAGAAUCAAGAGCACGAGUAGAAUAUGACACAAAACUAAAAAUAGGAUUAGGAAUGACUCACACAACACUAGAAAUGAACAUGGACAAGUCACUAAACCAGGAGGAAAAUAUUAGAGAUGGGCACUGGAGUAUUAGUGAUUUAGAGAAUGACUUAAUACAGAAGAGUUCAAGAUGCAAUAGUAAAGAUAUAUGGGUUAAUACUCCAAUAAUUAAACAACAUUUCAGCUGUAAAUAUCUAGAUAAUUAUCAACCUAGUAAAUUUAAUGGUCUAAGCUUGUUUCAAUAUUUGAAAAACCCUCAAUUUAUAAACCUAAAAUAUAUGAUCAAAAAUAGUUCAAUAUGUACCAACUUAUUCUACAAUAUUCCUUGUAGAAAACACUUAAUGGUUCAGAUAUCCAAGAGAUGUAAUAUUUGUCGACGUUUUGUUACAAAGGCACAGUUAAAUCCUCUAGCUCAACCUUCAUAUCGUAUUAACCUUUCUGCUAGUUUAUUUAUUCCAAAUUUAAGUGUCGUAUAUAGUGAAAAGAAUCCCAUAUAUAAAGAUAACGGAAUUACCCAGAUUGUUACUUUGCAAAUAGUAAACUAUAUGGAUAAACAGAUUCAAUUAAACUGGAUACCUAAAAAUUCUGAAAAUGAAGAAUUCAAUGAUCCAGAAAUAAGUAUUAACAAUAUUAUUGUUGAUAUAGAACCUAAAUCUAUUAUUUUAUGGUCUAAAUGGGAUCCUUCAAUUGAUCAAUUACCUCCUGAUAAAACACAAAAUACCUUUGAUGGCUCUACAAUAUUAACGGAUAUACGGAAUCGCAAUAAAUCUGAGAUAACCGUUAAAAUACAACAUAAAUCCAAGAUAUUUGAGAACAGACUUUCAGAUAAAAAACAUACUGAAGGUAUAAAUUUCCUUUUACAUGGAAAUACAACUUUUCAGACCCCUACUGCUAAUAAUGUAACCCUAGAAUUUUGUGUCUACAUUGACUUAAAGUAG